GCUACCCCUCCCUCGGUGACUUGAUCAGACUCGGACGAUCACGAGACGAGACAUUCUCAACUCUGAGCGUCGCAACCAGAAAAGGGGGAAAAGGAGGUGUCUUCCUCGUUCUCAGACGCAAUCGGAACUCCUAUUUGGCAUUUUUUAGCUGCGGUGAGCAAUGAGACCUAUCGACGGUGCUUUGAUCGAGCUUUAUCGGGUUUUUGUUGUAUCUAAAAAGGAUGUUACUUCCCAAGAAGUAGAUGUUGUUCAAAGUUGCUGGCACAAGGCUAUUGCGCAAUGUUAUGGUGGAGCUCUUAUUGGGGGUGGUCUUAUGUGGGGAGUGGGAUGGAGGCAUUCAAAACGAAUGCGAAUAAUCCUUUCAGGAGCAGCUGCUAUCUGUACUGGACACUUGAGUAUGAAUAGAGCUAUAGAUUCAUCUGUUGAUAAAAUUCUUGCUCUUGAUGGAAGUUGGAUGCAGAAGGAGUUAACAACUAUAAUAGUGGAAAGGCAUUCGAAUGAUCCUUCAAUGAUGCAACUUAUCACCAGGACUUUUUAUACGGAGAAAGUGUUUGAUAAUUCAACCGCAGAUGACCCCAAAUUGAGAUGGCGCUAUCGGAAUUUUUCCAGUGAUGAUGUUGCAUUUCAUCAAAGUUCACAUGACAGCUAUUCUCAUGAUAGCUCCCACAGCAACGCCCAGAGAGAUUUUGAUAACACGUUCUCGUCUUGUCUCCCACAAUGACUCUGAUGGGAGAAAGAAUGAUUUGGAGCAUAAGCAAGUUUAUAUGAACACUGGCCCUAAUGUGAUGGAGGACCCUCUAGAUCGUGGUUUUGGAUCUAUAACAGGAAGGGAGGAGAUUUGCAACCCUGGUUCCUCGAUUACGCCGACCAGGCAUGACCAUAAAAGAUCUCAUCGUAGGCGCCGAAUGCACCAUCAUGAACUUCGUUCAGAGCAUCAUGCAUGAAAUACAGCCGGUUUGAAACUGUAAGUACAUGACGCAGAAAUGAGAAUAAGGCUCAGAUAAUGUUGCUCAUGAAAGCUGAGCAUCAGGUACUCUUUGUUCUGUGUGACGUUUUAACUGCGGACUGCAUAUGGUACCUUUUGCUUAUGCAUUGUUAAAGGCAACUCUAAUGACUAGAUAUGUAAAGACCUUUGUUACCUAAGGUGGUAUGGUAUAUGACAUGCAUCGGAAGAGAAGCCGUCAUUGCCUCUGAUUUAAAGAAAUUUCAUCGUUGCAUGUA
Molecule: messenger RNA, 1221 nt
Organism: Tripterygium wilfordii
Lineage: Eukaryota; Viridiplantae; Streptophyta; Magnoliopsida; Celastrales; Celastraceae
Exons: 6
Coding region: 161-721 (186 amino acids)
Source: RefSeq, a predicted model, not a curated record